Messenger RNA from Capsicum annuum, 906 nucleotides. RefSeq lists its product as uncharacterized. The record is from RefSeq and is a predicted model, not a curated record. The coding region runs from base 1 to 906 and encodes 301 amino acids. NCBI's taxonomy places the organism in Eukaryota, Viridiplantae, Streptophyta, Magnoliopsida, Solanales, Solanaceae. The transcript has a single exon.
AUGGAUUUAAUCAUUUGCAUUAAUGGACUUGAAAUGAAGUUGUUGAAUCAGUUCAAUUACAAGGUAUGGAAGACAUGUAUGGAAUCAUACCUUAUGGGCGAGGAUUUAUGGGAUGUUGUUAACUGGAGUAACACAAGUCCUCUAAAAGAUGGAUCGGAGAAUAGUAGUGCAUACAAGAAAUGGAAGCAGAUUAAUGCUAAGGAGAAGUUCAUUCUAAAGUUUCCCAUCUCCUCUAAUUUAUUUGACCGUAUUAUAAAGUGUAAAUCAGCUCAUGAUAUUUGGAGGACCAUCGAUCAUUUAUUCAAUAAGAAGAAUAAAGCUCGGGUACAGAUAUUGGAGAAUGAAUUGGCCAACAUAAGCCAAGGUAAUCUUUCUAUUGUUGAAUAUUUCUUAAGAAUUAAGAAUUUAUGUUCUGAGAUCUCUUUAUUAAAUUCGGAUGAAGCUAUCUCUGAAGAACGAAUGAGAAAAAUUAUGAUUCGUGGUUUGAAGCCAAAAUAUAUUUCCUUUGUAACAUCGAUUCAAGGAUGGAUUCAACAACUAUCCUUGGAGGAGUUUGAAAAUUUAUUAUCAUUACAAGAGUUAUUAGCCAAACAAUUGACUGGUGAAUUUUUCAAAGAAAGGAAAGAAAAUACUUUUGCAAUCGACAAGACAAACAUUAAAAGAAACCCAAGAGAUAUACCUAACUCUCAAUUCUCAAGUUGUUCAAGCUCACUUGGAAAGAAGGAAGAGUCUUUUAACAAUUAUAGUAAAAAGUCUCCCAGAUGUUAUCGAUUUGGAAAAGUAGGACACAUAAGAAGAUAUUGUGGAGCCAUAGAGAGAAACAUGGCUCAAACUAAAAAAGUUGUUGAAGAAGAAGAGAUUGGAGAAGAUUUUAAGCAGGUGAGAGUCGAGAAAUAUAUGCCUUGA